Molecule: messenger RNA, 797 nt
Organism: Medioppia subpectinata
Lineage: Eukaryota; Metazoa; Arthropoda; Arachnida; Sarcoptiformes; Oppiidae
Source: the annotation of a GenBank genome assembly
AGAAGUCAUCCACACCUGCGGCUAAUGGCUUAACACCGGGUCUCCAGUGUUCGCGAGUCAACCGUAACAGCGAUGGUCGGAGUGGUGUCACGGCUUCCGAUGUUUGCGCGCCAUUACAUCGUGCGGUUAGUCUCGCAAUUGGACGCAAACCUGAUAAUGAAGACAUAAAUCAGUUAACAGAUCCCAAUUAUAUCAUCGACAACACCGUCGACGAGCGCUCGUUGGACGACGUCUUAGACAUUGUCGAAGGCGUUGACAAUCGCGCCGUCACUGACGCCACCGAUCGUGUCAUCUCUCGGCCCCACAAACGGCCCAAAGAGCGACGCAAACCCGCGAGGAAUGAGCCGAAGACGAGUAGAUCACCGGUCAUAGCGAUAGGCGACGAGCGGUCAUCCGUUGAUCAUAAGCCGACCCAAAAGUACGGCCGAGUCUUUCAAUGCAUUUUCGGUGUCCAUAAACCGUAUAAAAAGCACAAAGAGUUCACUUUUGACGGCUUUCUGACCGUUGAUCGUCACGACAAAAACGUCCAACUGAUCGAUGUCUACGGCAAGAGAGUUUCCGACUCGAAGGUGAAGAGCGCGAGUCUAUUAGAGUCGGGCAAUAGACUAGUGGUCGGCCACAAAGAGCUGGAGAUCGGCGACGAGAUGUCACCGCAAGAGUUCGAAACCGGGAACUACUUCGAGAAACAAGUGGUCACUUAUUGUGAUUGACUCUCAUAUCAUAACCACUUCUACACGUAUUAUAACAACUCUUUCAUUAUUUGUAUUAUAAAAACUCAUUUAUCCGUACGUUUUGUG